Molecule: messenger RNA, 1011 nt
Organism: Penicillium samsonianum
Lineage: Eukaryota; Fungi; Ascomycota; Eurotiomycetes; Eurotiales; Aspergillaceae
Product: NAD(P)-dependent alcohol dehydrogenase
Exons: 1
Coding region: 1-1011 (336 amino acids)
Cellular component (GO): mitochondrion
Molecular function (GO): oxidoreductase activity
Source: RefSeq, a predicted model, not a curated record
AUGGCGACAAUGAAAGCAUGGCAAUUUCGGUCUUCAGGCGGCCCAAUCGAGAAGAACCUUUUUCAGCCCGAUUCAGGGAUUCCCAAACCGAAAACCACAGCCAACGAGGCACUUGUUGAGGUCUACAGCACGGCGCUCAAUCCAAUUGACUACAAGAUUCUUGAAGUUGGUCUCCUUACGAAAAUGAUUUUCCGGUCACCUGUUACGCCUGGCUUGGAUGUGUGCGGUCGCGUUGUUGAGAUCGGUAGUCAAGUGGACUCCUUUCGUGUUGGCGAUAUCGUAUACGGCUCUUGCAAUGGGGUUUUCGGGCACGGAGCCCUUGCCCAAUUUGUCCCUGUCUCAACAGAUGCACUUGCGUUGGUACCGGAUGGGUUCAAAGCCGACGACAUGGCCUCCAUCGCUACUGUUGGGAUGACAACAUACCAAGGCUUAAAACCACAUGUUAAAGCGGGCGACAAAGUAUUCAUCAAUGGUGGAUCUGGAGGCACCGGUGUUGUGUCGAUACAAAUUGCGAAGGCGCUUGGAUGUCACGUCACGACGUCUUGUUCCACAGCCAAUGUUAAACUUUGCAAGAGUCUGGGCGCGGAUGAGGUUUUGGACUACCGAUCGGCCGGAAUAAUAGAGCAAUUGAAUGGAAAGGGGCAAAUUUUCGAUCUGAUCCUCGACAAUGUAGGAUCUCCGUCCAAUUUGUACAGAGUGUCGCACGCAUUCAUUGUACCGGGCGGCAAGUUCAUCCAAGUCGGUAUGGGAAUGAGUUUGAGCGCCAUGAAACAGCUCAUCGGCAAUGUGAUGCUCCCCAGCUUUUUAGGAGGCGGAAAAAGAAAGUACAUAUUUGUCAUGGCAAAGGCUAACGGCACCGACUUCGAUCAGCUCGCGUCGUGGAUGAAGGAAGGAAAGAUACGUGCCGUCAUUGACUCGACUUUCGAUUUCAAUUCCGCGCCGAAAGCAUUUGAGAGGCUGAAAACGGGUAGAGCGAGAGGCAAGGUCGUGGUCCAUGUGAAGGAGUCGUGA